CAUUCAUAUUUCGUCAAUUCUAAUUAAUGGCGGAUUUUCGAUUUAUAUUCAUUUCCAUUUCCACUAAUUUAGGCUAUAGUCUUUAAAUUGACUGCUAUAACUGACUGUAAAUUCAGCCUGCACGUUUCUCAUAAAUUAAUAGGGAUUCUAUUUCAAAAUGUCUCGAUCAGUACGCGCUGAGACUAGAAAUCGUGUAAAAGAUGAUAUCAAAAGAGUCAUGCAGGCUGUUGAAAAAGUUCGCCAUUGGGAAAAAAAAUGGGUAACAAUCGGUGAAACAACUAUGAAAAUCUAUAAAUGGGUUCCAAUAUCUACAAAUGAACAGAAGAAGAAGCACGCAGCGAAACGAGAGAAUAAGGAGAACACAUUGACGCCUAAAAAAAUGCACGACUCAUCUAAUUCAAAUUUUGGAAUGGCAGAAGACUCUAACACAUGUUUUUCUACAGUGAGUGAUUCCCAAGGACCCACAGAAUUCACAUCAACUCAUAUGAACUUCUCUGAAGAUUCAAACUCGCAAAGCAGUGGCACCACAACACCCGCUAAGCGAUUAAAAGCUGACUGAGGCAAGCUUAGGAAGAGGGAUAUUUAAGUCCCACGAAUUAAAGACUAAUGCAAUCUGACUAUUGAAUUUAACUAGUGAAGUGCUGUGAAUUAGCUUGAAUUUAUAAUUAGUAUGCUUAAUAGUGUAUAGCCAAUUUAAUUUUUGAGUUGUACAGUGAUAUCAUUAUAUGAGUUAGUUUUAUGUUAAAGUCAUUGAUGUAUAAUAACUAAAGUUUGAAUCAAACAAUUAUAACUUGAAUAGUUCUAAUUGAUCAAUUCAUUGGCGGGCGGAAUUGCAUACAACUUUGUACUUGUGCCAAAUCUGUCAUUUUAAAUCCUAAUAAUUAUAAAUGUAUAUAAGUGUAUACCUCUAACAUUUUAUUGAUAUUUUCUUAGUGAUUAUAUAUCUAUGACUACAAUACAUUUCUAAUAGUGAUUUUGUUGAAAUGAAUUGGGAUAAAACCACAAUAAUAAUUCUAUGCAAGUAUUGAUGUAAAUAUACUCAAUAUGGUAUGUAACAUGUGAAACAGGAUAAUGGUAGAGUAAUUAAUAUGCAAAAUAUUCACCCUAAAAAAUUCUAAUUUGGCAAAAAGAUUUUAUAUGACUGAAGACAAUCUCAUGUUUGGAUUCAUAUAGUGAGUGGCAGUACAAAUAAUAUAGAAAUGUAACAUUAACACAUUCGUUACAAUCAAAAAUUUUUUGUGCCUUUGGAAGCAUAUUUUAACAAAGUACAUAAGUCCAUGCAGGGUGUAAUUUGAAAUAAUUUAAUACUAAAAAUGGUUCAGUAAUAAGUUUAAUAAACAUUGAGACAUAAAUUAUGUAACAUGAUCCCACUGUUGUCAAGGCAAUAGCACUAAAAUUUAAUCAAUUAUAGUGCUAUGACCUUAUGUAGUAAAGAACUAUCAGUUAUUUUAUCAAAUAUUGAAUUUAUUUCUUUAUGGUAUUGUAUUAUAAGCCAAUUUAUACUUCAAUGACAAUUUAAAAUAAAUUUUAAUUGGGGGACCUUAAUAGACAAUUACAAAUGGCUAAAGUGCCUAUACUGUCCUAAUUCUGCAUAUCAGGACAGAAGCUGUGCUGCAGGCGACUUGAUGUUUACACGCAUGAACUCAGUUUAAACAUGGGAUAAUUAUUAGCAAUUAACAAUUGCACACAAGUUGAUUUCUGUCCUAUAGAUUGAUUUUGAGUUUUGGGAUCGGAUUGUGUGGAACGUAAUCAUGGUGUUAAUUAAAAAUAAUUUACUCUGUAAUAUGAAUUAACAAAUCACCAUGUUUUAAGUAAUAAUGUACUGUAUAAAAUAUGUAAUGUCAGUCAAUCAAUUUUUUUAAGAUUCCACACUGUUUCCACACACACACACACACAAGAAACACUCGCCUAUUUACUUAUAUGUAUAAAUUUCAAUCUGAAUUAGUGAAUUUCUAAUUCCUUUAUGCCAUAUGUGAAUAUCGGAGCAUUUACUAUGUAGGAGGCACCAUUAGCAAAUGUUUACUCUGCCAUCUAUUGACUAUAAUAAUUUUAUGCAAUGCAACAUUUCACAUAUUUUAUUUUCCAAUGGAAUUUAAUUUUGUAAAUAUAUUGAAAUUUUAAUGUGACUUAAAUAGUAUAGUAUUAAUUGUAAGGAUUAAUGUAAUAAUUAUACACAAUUUAGCAUUUACAGAGUGAAAGUUGGCCUUUUCACUCUUUGCCUAGUGUCUGAUUAAUUAAACAUAUUUCCACAGAUAUAUGACAUUGAUCUUGCAAGAAAAAAAAAUUUAUUCACAAUAUUAAACAAUGUAUAAUAUGUAAUUUAUAUGUUUUUAUUUGUAUGACUUUAUUCAAACGGAAACUUCAAGAGCAUUUUGGUGGUUGUCAUUUAUAUCGCCAUCGUAUUUAAUUAUUAUUUAGAGGAUAAAUUCCUGUUGUUUGUUUGAAAGCCAAUCGUAACAUCGCUUGAAGCGUUUACCAACGGGUAAUUUUAACCGUUUGAAUGCCGACGAGCGCCAUUGCGCUCGUGCGCAUUGUUAAUAAAAGUGCCACGAGCGCCAUAGCACUCGUGAAAUCAGUUGUCGUAGCUCGGCCUAGAAAAAUUAUUAAAAUUGGGUUAUUUUUCAAUGAGAUACAGUCUUUUUUUACAGACAAGGGUAAAUGACAUCACGACAAAGAUUUAUUUGGCAUUUUUUAGUAGAUAAAAAAAAAAGUAAAAAUCAGUGGCACUAACACGGUUGAAACACAUUCUUUCGCAAUGUAUUUGCAGAUAAUCUACUUUAAUAAGUGCCUAUAAGCUCAAUUCUUUGGGUGAAAAAUGCUACAUCGAUAGGUUGUGCCAGGUUGAUGAAGUUUAUUUAUUAAAAAAAAAGUUUUUUCUCAAUCGAAAUUAAGAACAGUAAUUGUUCUCAAUCUAAAUAAAAUCAGAUAGUAUCGCCUUUUUUCAGAUACUUGAAGUGUAUUGCCGAUCUAUUUAAAAAUUAAGCGUGAUUUUUUAACAGCGUCCAUAUUAUUUAUACUUUAUUGUACACAAAAAUAACAUUGUUAUAAUUAAUAAAAUUGUACAACAGGCUUAACUCUGUUAACAAACCCUGAGUGGGAAGAAGCAAUAAUUACCAGCGGGCAGUGUGAGUACAAUAACAAGUGGAAACUGUAUGGUUGUUUCUAUUAAUAAAUAAUAAAUAUGCUUAACUAAAUAAUAAUAUUAUAAAAUAAUAUUACCAAUUAGUUGAUUAGAAUUAUUCAUUACCAUUCAAUAUAAUUUUAAUCAACGAAGCAGUAAAAAAUACGAACAAUUGAAUGUAUAUUUUAGUUUAUUAAUUUUAUUGUGUAUAAUUAAUAUAAAUAUAAGAGAACAGAGAUAUAAUAAAUUCUAUAAAUCA
This is a messenger RNA of Galleria mellonella (greater wax moth), 3380 nucleotides long. It is a transcript of the gene BCL7-like, whose product is annotated as B-cell CLL/lymphoma 7 protein family member A. Lineage: Eukaryota; Metazoa; Arthropoda; Insecta; Lepidoptera; Pyralidae. The transcript is spliced from 3 exons. The coding region runs from base 158 to 559 and encodes 133 amino acids. The record is from RefSeq and is a predicted model, not a curated record.